UUCGACUGGCGUUCCAGAGCGUUUUUCGUAGUAGGAGGUUGGAUAAGUGCGAUCUCUUACUAGGAUGAUUUGGGACUGGAAUGCACCAUUAAUCCAAUGUGAUUUUAAGUUGUAGCAUACGACUUUUGCAGACAAUCACAAAGACCUUGCCGACCUGGUGAAACGAUAUCCCUUUGUUUGGACAAACAUUUGAAUCGUGUUUAUUUGGAGUUUAAGCGAUUGUACAAAUUGUCCAGUUGACGGUACUACAUACAGAGAUAUCUAUAUAUAUUAUAUACAUCUAUAUAUUUCCAUUUACCCUGGGAUCACUUUUUAACCAGUUAAAUAUCUGGUGUUGGGUUCAACGUACCCAUAUCGGGGAAGGACGGCAAAAAGUAGCCUACCUAAAGGGUUUAUCAAAGUAAACGAUUCCAAAAUUACAGAACACUAAAAUGAGACAACACACACUGCAAUACGUGCAAAACGUUUUGAGAAAUUCCCUGACACAAUAAAAUAAUCAUUGAAAUUGGAACAUAUAUAUAAAAAAUCAUAUGUAUGUACAUUUUGGACAAUAAACAGAAAAAUCUGAAUGAUUUUAUAACAGUCAACACUGAAUUUCAACUGACGUUAUGUUUACGUCAUUCUUUAGGGGUGGCACGUGCUCGCUGAAAAAAGGGGCCGGACCGGAGGCAACUACAUGGUUUCACUCAGGUCGUCGUUGUCGAAAUGAAUUACCUACCUGCGCGCCCUCAGUUUCAGUCUUAGAAAAUCAUUGAAUAGAAUAUCAGCUGAUCUCUUUGUAAAAUGUCUGGAAGAGGCAAAGGAGGUAAGGGACUUGGAAAGGGAGGCGCAAAGCGUCAUCGUAAAGUCCUUCGUGAUAACAUCCAGGGCAUCACCAAGCCCGCCAUCCGCCGCCUGGCUCGCCGUGGUGGCGUGAAGCGUAUCUCCGGUCUGAUCUACGAGGAGACUCGUGGUGUGCUGAAGGUGUUCCUGGAGAACGUGAUCCGCGAUGCCGUCACCUACACCGAGCACGCCAAGAGGAAGACCGUGACUGCCAUGGAUGUGGUCUAUGCUCUGAAACGCCAGGGCCGUACUCUGUACGGAUUCGGAGGCUGAAAGCAUUUUCCAAUACCAGGAAACCAAAGGCUCUUUUAAGAGCCACCAA
Molecule: messenger RNA, 1144 nt
Organism: Engraulis encrasicolus (European anchovy)
Lineage: Eukaryota; Metazoa; Chordata; Actinopteri; Clupeiformes; Engraulidae
Product: histone H4
Exons: 2
Coding region: 784-1095 (103 amino acids)
Biological process (GO): nucleosome assembly
Cellular component (GO): nucleosome
Molecular function (GO): DNA binding; structural constituent of chromatin; protein heterodimerization activity
Source: RefSeq, a predicted model, not a curated record